CCGAGUUGAGCGAUGUCAUACUAACUGCCGUUGAAUGUUAAACAAAACUCUCUCGUUCCUACGAGGCGAAAAAGCUUUAAAAGUGAAGUCUAGGCCUUUAGCUAGGCUUCCAGUAUGUCUAACGUGGCGGGUAAAGCUUCUGUGGACGAAAAUUUGAGGCGAGGUAAGACCGACUCGUGGACCAUAUACACGGUGAAACCCCGAGUCUUAUUUCAUGUUCUAUUUCUCUGUUUUUCCAUAGAAUUGUACUUUCUGAUAAUAAAGUUCCUAUCGGAAGGGCCUUGUACUUCUGCAGCUGAGGUAGGACUGUGAUUUUGAGCGAAAUUUAACGUUUUUAACGGCUAAUAAUUUAUCGUGUCUUCACAGGUUUUGAAACGUGAAGUCGAAUCACUUCAGGUCAGUGCCCCAUUUUCUCUAAUUCUCGUCCGAAAAGGGUAAAAUUCAUCCUUUAUUCUAAAUUAACCCAAAACUGACUUUACUACAUCUAGCUCAAAAUCUCACCAAAUUUUGCCCGCUUUAAAUCGUACUAAAUUGCCAGUUUUCACCGUUUUUAACCCAGUUGAAACCCCUUGUUUUUAACUUUUUAGCUGCUACCAAAAGGUAUCAAUUGGUUCGGAGAAACAACGCCCCAAAACUUCGUAGACACGGUAAGGUAUUUUGGAGUCGGGAAUUUGCAUCGCAUGUUCGCGUGCGGAAAUUCGAAGGAAAUCGGCGAAAAAUUCAGGGAACAUAUUCGGAGUUAAACCGUAAGCUUGUGAAGAUUCACGUUGAAUUAAGAACGGGUUUUUUAGGAGGGAAUUAUUGAGCGCGGUGUGUAAUUCGUAAAAGAUAUAAGCGCCAGUUGAAAUCGCAUCAUCUGCUGUUGCAAAUAUUCAAGUGAAAUCGACACGGCGUCGCUACGCAUGACAAACGGUGUCUAAUUUCCAUAAAGGUCAACACUCUAUUGUUCUUCGGCCAAUCACAACGCCGAAACGGGUAUCUUUGUUGACAUGCAGCUUAAUAAUUUGCAUUUGUAAGGAAUUCACGUUAAAUUUAUUGAAAAAAUUGCCACUUAAAAAAGGCCGAAUUACACAUCGUUUUUAGCCGAGAAAACUAUAAAUCGUUAGGGACUGUGUUUUUUCCGUGUUUUGUUCGAAUAAAAGCAUUAUUUAAAGGUUUAAAAUGAAAGAAAUUGUCAUUGAAUAGGCAGAUUAUGUGACUUUUGUUGGGCACAUAUUUGCCGCCUUGUAUUGUAUUUAUCUGUUGUCUUGUAAGCGGUUGUAGGUGUCUAUGUGUGUGGCGUUUUCUUUAAUAUAGCUAUGUUUUUGUUUCUUAGUUUUCAACUCAAUAUACUCUGCCAUGUUUAAAUUUUAUACCUAACUUUUGUAUGAAAUUCUAUUUCAAGUGUUCAACUAUUUUGUGAAAAAUAUUGAUCACUUUAUAUCUGUGGCAACAGACAUGAUAAAUGCUAUCCACCAGACAGUAAUUUUUUCCAGCCCUUGCAAAAAUGCUUCAAAAUAUAUUGAAGACUUAAAGUAUGGGUAAGGACAUCACAAUUAAUAAAAAGCUUUCCUUUUGCGGGAAUAUUAAAUUUAAGAAAGAUUGAACAAAACACAAGAAUGCAGCUAUGAAUUAAAUACAGUUAAAAAAUUUUUAACUGUAAAGUGGCCGACCUCCAUAUGUUCUUGCAGUUUUAAAAUAUUAUUGACAAAAAAGUGUCGUCGAUAUUUACAAUUCAGCAGCAGUUCGACAGCAUGUUUUUCCCAAAAUAACAAUUUGGAGGUGCAUGAAAUAUUGAUGCAUUGAAUGAAGAAAAUCCACUUGUUGUAAAAAUCUUUGAUAGAUACCUUUACAGGAUAUAGUAAAUGAUAACUUUUUGAUAACCACUGACAAAAAAUAGAACCAUUGGCAAAAAAUAUGAAUUGCUAUCAAUAAUUUUCUCGGUGGCAUAAUUUGUCGCAGUUGUUGUUUGCUGCCAAAAAUUAUGAGGACUGCACCUUGUGACUGCCAUUGAAAUGUAAAUAUCACAAUUGUCGCAUUGCAACAGUUGUAGAAUUAGGCUGGUUGCGAUUUCUGCGAUUGCAAUAAUGGGUCGAUUCUUGUGAUAAUUUAUAAAACUUUGCCGAUGAAACAGUACAUUACAUAACAGGACAAAAACAAACGUACAUAAUGAAAUACAGUACAUGACCACAGCUGGGUGACCACAACAGCGAAUAGCCAAUUACUGUGGGCCCGACGCAAAACUAUCAUUACACAUAUAUAUACACAUAUGUAUAUACAUAUGUAUAUGUCUUGCGAUUCUUGUGACUUAAUUAAUGUGGCGAAACACAAGAAGUGGACAAGAAAUGGUGAUAGACCAAGUGUUUUGGUAGCUUUUAUAUGUUUUCAGAUUUCCAGGACCUACAAAGAAUCUUGUAAUGGAUUUUGAAUGAAAUUGUCAAUAUUUCCAAAAGCACAGAUUCUACCUCUUGCCCAAGAAAACAAUGCACUAUGUCCAGGGCCGGAUUAACGUCGUGUAAGGCCCGCGGCAGAUUUUAGCGCGAGACCCCUCAAAACACACAAAAUUGUUAAAUAAUUGCUUUCAAUAUUUCAAUUGAUUAGCAUCAAUUAUAAACAAUUGCCUGCCUGGCCCAGUUGUUGGGUCAACAAGUAUAAACAGGAUCAUAUAUAACAGAUCAGCGCAACUGGAGAUUACAUGCAUUGUAUAUUUUCCUGGGGUAAACUGCCAAUCCUAGGGGCCCUAAAUGCACAAUGUCCCUAAUUUGCGAGGCACCUAAAAUGGGCGUAUCCCAAUAGAAAAUAGGCGUGUUCUCGUAAACAUGGGCGUGGCACAUUAAAGCGCGAGGCCCCCGUAAGUGCGAGGCCCGCGGCAUAUGCCACAUCUGCCAGGUGGUUAAUACGGCCCUGACUAUGUCAUGUUUUUGUGUUGAAACAUUGGGGAAUGCUACUACAUUCCUAACAUUGUAGAACAGUCAAGCUAGAAGAACCUCCCUGCUUUUGUAGUCUGUUGACAUUUUCUGUAAUUUAUUAUGUAUUACUGUAACGGUUACCGAUUUAUGGCCAAAGACUGAUAAAAUUCAUAUUUCAUGUGUUAAAAUGCAGUGAAUAUAAUGCUACAAAUUAUCAAACAAAAACAAAUAAAACUAAAUUUUUGUUGCCAUACUUUGGUAUUCUCUAAUAUUUUGGUAAUUGCUACAGAAAAACAGAACAAUUUACAGAAAAUUAUUACAGAAAUGGAAAUGGGGAGGUUUUUGUAUUUUGACUGUAAUAGUUUGACAAUUUAGCAGUGACUGUAAUACGUGUAGGAAUUGUAGUUGAAUUCCCGAAUGUUUUGACAUGAAAACAUGACACAAUUUUUCAGGCAAGACAAAGAAUUGAUGGUUUUGGCAAUAUGACCUGAACUUAUUGCCCCUGGGUGGAGGUGUCUGUUGUAUUGUACUGAGUGUCUGUUGGGGGCUCUGCCCCCCCCUCCCCCAAUGGGCAAAAGGACUGCCCUUGUGAAAAGCUAAGGUCUGGGCAGAAAUGGGGGGAGGGGUGCAAUGUGUGAAUAAUGAUUCCCAUCUCUUCUGUUUACCAAUAAAAGUGAUGUAGUCUUCCCUAUCUAGAAUCCUUAAAUUCCGUUAAAAAAAUUCCUACAGUGGUUGAAAGCACACUUGAACUCAAAUUUAUGCGCAUAGCAGCAGUCAAAGUUCAUUCUUUUCAUUACAAUAUAAUUUCCACUUGAAAAACGAAGACAUUGUGCUAUUUUGCUGCUGUAUUUAUGUGUACAGUACAAUGUUUACAAAAAUAUUUUUUCGAUCUAACAACAUUAGGCGACUUAGAAAUGGCUUUUGCGGUAGUAACUAAUUUUCUUCAAACCUAAAAUAUGUGAAAUAGCAUUCUAAUGAAUCUAAAAAUUUUCUGGAGGGAGCAUGCUAGAUCUCUCGUGCCUUUGGGGCUCACAUUCUAAAUGCCAUGAAAAUCCCCCCAGUUUAGUUUACUUAUACCCUGGCUAUGCCACGGAGACUGCAGAGAUUCCGAACAUUAAAUAAUGUUAAUCAUUCUCUAUAUAGGCUGUAAGUAAUCCCCACAUUCCAGGAGAUUUCUUACAAAAAAUAUGCGAGCGUCUGUUACCUUUGCUGGAGCAAACAAUCCCGCCAAGCGUGAAAGGAGUGUCGUCAUUACUUGGAGCAGGUCGACAGUCACUGUUGAGACCAGCUCAAGGUAUAGCAUUUACCAACUAAUUUUCAAUCUGUCCAACAUCAUUUUACUCUUUCUAAUGCCAGACAAUGGGCGAUUCUGGCUAUAGAUUAAAUUUUGAUCUAGGCAAGAAGAACGAAUUCCAACACCACAGCUAGAAAGAGCGUCUUAGAAUGAGUAAGACUGCAAAGUUUGGUUGCGAAAUGUUGUAAAAUAUAGCCCUGUGAAGUUCGCAAAUUUUGUAUAUAUUUGUAUUACGCGCGGUAAAAAUAACCACUUUCGGCUCAAAAUCAUCUAUUUUACCAGUCAAAUUGUACUAUGUUACACCUAAAUAAACCCAGCGUGUCCAAUAAGCCCCCCCCCCCCUUCUACCACUCCUGGAGCAGGAACCAGCUCCUGGAGCUGGUUCCUCAAAGCCAGUUUAGUGCUAACCCUUGGUUAAGAUUUAAUCUGCUGUUUUAGUAGUUUAUGUAUUUCUGGAUGUAUGUUUAUUUAAAAACUUCAGAGAGGACUACUCCAAGACAAGAUUUCGAAAGAAAUUUUUCAAAAUUUAUAAACAAACUUUUGGGAAAUUUUUUCAAGUUUUAGGUAAACCUAGGGUUAUAGCUAACCGGCUUUUGAACAACUGGCUCCUGGAUCUCUUGAUCAACUUGAUAGUGGAUUUAUAAUACAAUAUUAUGGUGAAUUAUUGUUUUCAUUUGUGCUAUAGAUCCUGGACAUGUCCUGACGUCCAAUCAUCUCACAGUUUGUCGACAUGGAGCGCCCAUUGCACCUGGUUUUAAAACAAGGAACACAUUUAAUUUAAGUGAGUCACACUCCAAUGUGGGUACUGUAGCUGUGUGUCAGAGCCCCCCUUAGAAAGCCUUCAACUUGAUCUGAUUGAGCUGUGUCCUUCACAAUAGAUGACUCCAGAUAUACACUAAAUUUUGUUGUAGGCAAGAAGACCAAAAUCCAUCACCACAGCUAGAAAGAGCAUGUUAAAAUGAGUAAAGUUGCAAAGUUGGUCGCGAAAUGUUGUAAAAUGCGGAAAAUAUAGCCCUGCGAAAUUUGCAAAUUUUGUAUUAAUUUGUAUUACGCACGGGAAUUUGCACCACAUUUAGGUCGAAAGUGGUGCAUUUUACCGUGCGUAACACAAAAUUUGCAAAUAGACCUUUCCCCUUAUGAGUGAAAUUUUGAUCUAGACAAACCUGGACAAAAAUUUCAUCACAGCUUGAAAGAGCAUCACAAAAUUAGUAAUAUUCCGAUGUUUCGUUGCGAAAUGUUGUAAAAUGCGGAUAAUAUAGCCUUACGAAGUUUGCCGUUUUUCAGUCAUUUUGUAUUGCAAAUGGGAAAUUGGUAAUCAGUUUGAUCAUCUGAUUUUCAAUUUCCCGUGCAUAAUACAAAAUGAAUGAAAAACGGCAAACUUCGUAAGGCUAUAUUUUCCGCAUUUUACAACAUCUCGCAACCAAACUUCGGAAUGCUGUGAUGAAAUUUUUGUCCAGACUUGUCUAGAUCAAAAUUUCACUCACUCAAAAGAGGAAAGGUCUAUUUCGCAUGGCUAUAUUUUCCGCAUUUUACAACAUUUCGCGGCCAAACUUUGCAAUUUUACUAAUUUUAACAUGCUCUUUCUAGCUGUGGUGAUGGAUUUUGGUCCUCUUGUCUAGAUCAAAAUUUAGUCUAUAGCAUGGAAUCGUCUAUUUAGCUUAAUUCAAAUGAUUAGCAUACAGCCACUUUCCUACUUGCCAUUGCAAGGUCGUCCAGUCGUCAUAUCACAAAUACUUCUACUUUUCAGCAAAUGUUGUAAAUGCAAGACAAGCCAGUGGGACCUUUUGCAAAAGAAACUUUCUCCAACAUGGGUUGUUUUUCAAAAUGUCAAUGGUAUUGUUAAAGUUGUGAUAUAAGUAGUAUCAGGGUGCGAUAAUUCAAAAUGUUUAGGCGUACCUGACUGGUACGCCAAUGGUUGUUGCCGAGUACUUGCGCUAGUACAAACUCAGUACUCAAUGUGUAUUUAGUCUUCAAAAUAAGGUUCAUAAAAUAUUCAUAGGUUUCUGAAAAGUAUAUGUUCAGACUACAAGGUAGAAAAAGAGCACAAUUACAGACAUUACAUAUACAAACAAUCGACUCCAACGUUUUUUUGUGCCAUUAAUCCAAUCGUGUUUCAUGCCAAGACAUGUCAGACACACGAUAUAGCAACUAAAUUACGGUAUUGAAUAAGCCCAUAAAAAAUACUUAUGAACGAAUAUAAAGCCCUGGGCAAACUAGAAAACAUUGUUGUGGAAACAUUUGUGAUUCUCGAUGUUUCCUCCAAUGUUUCCCUGUUUGCCCACCCGUGGAAACAUUGUUGCGGAAACAAAAUUUGCUUCCCGAGAAGCAAAAAUGUUUCCUAGCGAAUUCAGAAACAUUUGAUGUUUCCCUAUGUUUCUCACUAAUGUUUCCUAGUGUUUUCCGACUCUGGGAAACAUGGCGAAACAUUGGUAGGAAACAAUGUUUCCGCAACAAUGUUUCCUAGUUUGCCCAGGGCUUAAGCAUAGGGCUUAUGUUCGGAUGUUUACAGUAGUAUAACCAUAUUAAUAUGUCUUUUUUAACAGCAUCGAAGGAUCUUGGGUCAUUUAUCAGCUGUUUACUGUGUGUUGUUUGAUCAAACUGGUCAAUCCAUUAUCACUG
This is a messenger RNA of Paramuricea clavata, 6801 nucleotides long. The record is from the annotation of a GenBank genome assembly. Lineage: Eukaryota; Metazoa; Cnidaria; Anthozoa; Malacalcyonacea; Plexauridae.